AUGAGUAAUGAAGAAUUAGGGGAGGCGAUAGCAUCGUGUAUAUCAUGCGGGAAUGGCAUAUCGAAGCGUAGUCUGAAUCUCUUAUCAACAACUAUUCAGAAAGCUUCUGAUUACUUUCCUGAAGUAUUAAUUGAGACACUAAAAGUAAAAUUAUGCGAUGUAACAUCUCCAAUUGCGCCAUCGCGUAUACUAAUGGCGAUUUCGCAAGACUUGGAGAAACUAGAUCCAACAUUUUUCAUCCCAAUAACAACAUUAGUCAUAAAUACGGACUCUAAAGCACAAACAAACAUUGUAGUUCCUAUCAUUUAUAAUGCAGUAUUCAUUUUACCUAUCAGCAGCUUACAGCCUGAAAAAGCCGAAGAAAUUGCAAACAAAAUUAUAGAUUUAUUACAUCAAACAAGCAAAACAGUCGAAGUAUUUCAAUCGCUUACCACAUGUCUAUCUCAAUUCAUGAAAAAAUGGGCAAAUAUCCUUCCAAAUCCAGAAAUUCAAGCGAUGGCCAUACUUUCAACAUUGUCAGAUACAUCGUUUACAUACUCUGUUAUAUCAUCUCUCUCGCAAUCAGCCAUAUACUGCAUUUGUGCGUUGAUUGGUGAUAUGACUGGCCUAAAAGAUAUGAUAAGUUCAUUAUUAGAGCAUAAACCUACGCCAUUAGACAAAUGUACGGCAAUAUCAGGUAUAACAUUCAUGGAAUACAUCACUCAAACAGUUCCUGUUUGUGUUUCAUACCAAUUAUUAGCGUCAUUCUUAUUUACUAUCCCAUCUGACUAUUAUUCAGCACUUUCGACAUACGCAUACUUAGGACCACAAUACAUAUCAUCAGUACCUACAGAUGAACUCGGCCAAACUUCUUUCUUCCAGAUGUUAUCAGCUGCAUUAAAAGUUAUGGCCAAAGGAGACGAACCAGACUUUUUAACACUCUGCAAAGAUGCCAUUCUAUCAGUUCCAGACACGAAAGACGGAUAUCUCCGGAAAUCAGUUAAAUUUUGUUUUCAAUCUUUAGUACAAGUCGCUCUCAAGAUCUGCGACAAAUCAUUCUUCAUUGACUUGUUCAAGCGCUUGGAGCAACUCAGUUCUAACUCCUCGUUAGUCCAAGAUUGUCUUGCCAUGGUGAUUCCGACUGUUCCUUUUGAAUUGAUAACUAUUGAAUUUUUCAAAGACUUAUUGAAUCAGUUUGAUGUUCAUCAGACAUUUGCAUUUCGAUGUGUUGCCGAGAUAUAUAAGUCAUUUAAAGUACCAAGUACUUAUUCUGAUUUAUUAUUUCAAAGAAUUGAUUUGUUAUCAACCGCUGUUCGUCAGAAUUUCAUCAUAAACAUGAUAAAGAUAUCAUCAUCUGUUGUUAAAACACUCCAUAAUCAUGUUACUAACUCAAGAGUCAUGGAUGAAAACAAAAAGAUAUCUUAUCAGAUUUUGUUGAUGCCUGUUUUGCAGAUGCAAGCUCAGAGACCUCCUUUAGAUCGUGCUCUUAUAUCGACAGCACUCCAUUCAUGGGAUUUCGAGAUAAGAGUCAACACAUUAAAAAUUUUGAUUUCUUCUCCAAGAGGAAACACGAAAUUUACAACAGAAGACAUCAAUUUGCUGAGUGAAGCAAUUCCAAGAGUAUUCGUUUUCUGCGAUGUCAAGUACCAGAAAGUAUUGGAAAGCUACUUCCAGUCUGCUUGUAAUCAUAUGAAUCCGCAUGACCAAAUUUGUAUGUCACUUUUCUUUUCUCCCUUAUUUAAAGCGAUGGUCCCCUUACUUAAACCAUAUAUGUCUGGAUUCAGGAAGAGCUACAUUGUGAACAUAUUAACUAUUGUUUGGCACUUGAGGCCUUUGUUAUUUUUGACUAGAGAAUUGUUAGAAAACUUAGUUUAUAAUUUAUUUGAAUCAAGUUACACUGUUCGUGAUUUGAUAUUUAGAUUCAUUUUGUUUAUACUUAGAAUGAAAUCUCCUGAUGACAAAGUAGCUCUCGCGCACCAAGUCAUCUCUGAAGAGUCAAAACUCGUUCAAGAACUCAUCCAAAAACAUUCGAAUUCCACAAAAUUUAGAGAUACAGAUGGCGCUGCGAGAUUGAUCGCGUUGACACACUUGGCGAGAGGUCAGACAAACAUAGAGAUGUUGAUCUCAAAGAUGUGGCAACAGAUUGUCAGUAAAACUGCUCAGAUCCCUCCGCAUUUCCCUCUGAGUGUCGUUUUACAUGUCCUUCAAAGUGUUCAAGCUCCUCAAAUUGAUUUCAACUUCAUCACUGAGAAACUUGUUCCUGUUUCUUUGAACAUCAUAUCAGAGAGUUUGACAUUUAUUGGUGUGGAAGCGAACAUCGAGACAAUACCUGUUCAAACAAUCAAAAGCGUUGACAAUCUCGAAAGUCAGUUGAUAGAAAACAUCAAUUCAUCAUGGCUCGCUGUCAGACAGGCUUUGAAUAUAAUUGGAUAUGUUUUGAACCAGCAUUUCGAGAAUUUGCCAUUGAAAUUGGUUGUUAAGACAGGAGACACAUUGCUGAGAUUCCUCAUGGAGUCAAGACAGGCAUCAACUGUAUACCAAGUCCACAUCAUCUUCCAGAUGCUCUGCACAUUAAGUUACAUGAAUCCUGAAACAGAAAAACUGCCAAUUACUUGGGCGGAUACAUUAAUGGACCAAGCAGAGAACUUCACCAUUUCUGAGCACAAGAUCAGUAACUCCUUUGUUUUAACAGCCCUUGCGUUGAUACAUUCAGAACCAAGUCAUUUGUAUGCAUCGCAAAGACCGAUUUACAACAAAUUCAUGAGAUUUUGUUCUCAUUCAAUUUCUGAUUAUAUUAAUUACAGUCAGUUGAUAACUGGCUUGUUGUUGUGCCAAGCAAUUGCCACUGAUAACAACACAGCAGCUAAUUUCGAACCUUACUCGUCGAAAAUACUGAUGUUAGUGUUCAAUAUCAUGACAAUUUCUUGUCCGUUUUAUGUCAAAAAUGCAGCAAAUAUUUGUUUGUCAAAUCUUCUUUUGAGACACUGGAAGAGGAGAACAGAUGUUCCAAGGGAUUUCGAGGCAAUGACACAUUCCGAUUUCUUCGCAAUUGUUGAAGGUUCUUUGGACUUUUUCGUUGAAUAUCUUUCAUGCGAAAACACUGAUUCUUCUUUCAUUAUUUUGUUAGUUAUACAGCUUUUGAAGCCAUUUCCAAAUGACAUAAUCCUUCGAAAGGUUAUAGAUAUGAGGAGUUCCCCAUGCUCAAGAAUAAGACACGCUGCUGCUCGUGCUCUUUUAAUUGUGUUGCAACAAGAUGAUGUUGUCACUUUUAUUAAGUCACUUUUAGAAGAUGCUUUGACAGCCGAUGCGAACACAAACGAUGGAAUUAUCAUGCAGAUUGAAGAGCUUGUUAACAACUAUCCUUUCGUUAUUGACGAAUUAAGAGAAGAUGUUUCUAAGUACCUCAAAUCAGCAAUUGAAAAACAUGAAACAGAUUACAUCAAAUUGUAUUUCUUGAUAAUGCUGGCGAAUGUUUUCAAACUUGUUGACAUUGUUUCUCCUGUUUUGUCUUAUUUCGCAAAAGAUUUCUCGAGUUUGGUUAAAAAACCAUACGGAACAAGGAUUUUAAUGGUCAUCUUCAAGAAACUAAAUGAAAUGGAGAUGAUCAAACUCAUCAUUCAAAAGAAUCCUUGUAUUUUGUUCCAUUUGUGUAGAUUCUUUAAUGAAAAUCCUGAUUUCAUUAAACAAAAAGUGUCAAGAGUUUUAGUUGACACUUUUUUGGCAAAUCCACCAACACCUGUUUUUGAUGGCAUCCACAAACUAUUGGUCAAACAUUCCGCUUGCUUUAAUCCGAAUGCUAACCAGAAAGAUAAAUUCCUUGAGAACAUUUUCAACGAAAAGAACAGUUCGAGAAUUAUUUAUUUCUUGGGAGUUUCAGCGAUGUUUGUUGAAGACGCGAAAUCGUUUUUACUCAAUUUCCAGGAGUAUUCAUAUUUCGUCGACAGAAGUGAUACAAACAUUUUGGAAGAACUCUCCAAGUUGAUGCUGAGAUACCACGAACAGUUGUUCAGCGAAUUCAACCAAAACGAAUUAUGUCAUUGGUUACUUGCUUUGAGAAUUAUAUCUGAUGAAAGCCCACAAGUUAGAUAUCCGUGUGUACAAGCACUUUCACAACAUUUGUGUCUACAAAGACAGAUCAAAACUGAAGUUGCUGAAUAUGAUUUGAUUGUUGAAAUUUACCAGAAAAUGGCUCCUUUCAAAGAUGUUUUGCAAAAAGUUUUGAGUUUGCUUCAGGCAAAGGCUGAGACAAUAGAAGAUGAUGUAGGAGUAAAGAAGGAUCCAACACCAUUCAUUCAUCCUCCUUCUUUCCAUGUCGACUGCUUAAGAAGAGCCCUCAAAUCCAAAUAG
Messenger RNA from Trichomonas vaginalis G3, 4326 nucleotides. RefSeq names its product thyroid adenoma-associated protein-like protein family. The record is from RefSeq and is a predicted model, not a curated record. Lineage: Eukaryota; Parabasalia; Trichomonadida; Trichomonadidae. The transcript has a single exon. Bases 1 to 4326 code for a protein of 1441 amino acids. Gene Ontology annotation, biological process: tRNA methylation. Gene Ontology annotation, cellular component: cytosol.